UGCACAAACGAUCAUUUUACACAAACUCUGUUAUCAUCACCGUAUCAUUCGUUAAACACUAACGUAUACGAUAUCGUGAGGUACAGUCGUGUCUAAAUAAUCUAAAUUCUCAAACGAAAUGAAGGGAGCCGUUGUUUUCCUCCUCAUUUUCGUACUUUGCAAAGUCUUUACAAAAGCCGUGCCCACAGCCGAAACGGAAAAUGAAUUCAUCUGCGAAGAGAAGAUUCGAAAACUGCCGAAAAAUUCGACACUUUUAAUAAUCACAGGACCAUCUCCGAACAUUUUAAACGAAAACUGGGUAGACCUGGUAGACUAUAAUGAUAAAGAUAAUAUAAAAAAUAUCAUCAUCAACAACUGCAAACUAUCUCUCAAAAAAGGAAAUCCUAACCUGGAGGAAUUCGACGACUUUAGAUCCUUGCAAUAUCUGAGGUUGGACCAAUUAAACCUGCCUUCAUUUAAUUGGAUCUGGGUGGUAAACCUCAAUCGUUUGGUCACAUUGAUUCUGGAUAACAAUCCAAUUGAACGACUUGAUGGCGACGCAGAGAUUUCCCUCCAACAUCUCAGCUUAAAAAACUGCAGCUUAACAACACUACCACAAAAAGAAAAUCAAAUAUUGGACAUUAUGAAGGAAUUGAAAACGUUGAACAUCACAGGUCCUUAUUUUACUUCUUCACAUGAAGAAGUAUGUACCAAGUUGGAAAAACUGGAGAAAUUCAAUGGGAAUCCAUGCUUACGCCAAACUCCAAAGGAAACAACAUCAUCUGGUAAUGAAUUAGAAUCACCAAAGGAAACAAGAUCAUCUGGUAAUAAAUUACAAUCAUUAAGCACCAUAUUACUUCUUGGAUUGUUUUUAUUACUUGCGAAUGGAAAUGGAAGACAUUUUGGAAAAUGGUGGAUUUUGCUGUUCAUGGUAGGCAUCCCACUUAGCAGGGGAGUCAUGCUCUUUGACCCGGAGAAAUCCAUAAAUGAAACCGAUCUGAAUUUGGAAUCACGUGGGAUUGAAGCACUGGAAGAUGAUGAUUUCAUUAGUUUACCAAACUUGACACAUUUGUACUUAUCUAACAACAGUCUGGAACGUCUGAAUGUCUAUUCUGAGAGUAUAACCUAUCUUGAGGUUAACAACAAUCUAAUCCAGGAGAUUGAAGGUGAAGAUUUUAAUGGGUUACCACAAUUGCAGAAAUUAUUUUUGGAGAGAAAUAAAUUAACCAAGAUUGACUGGGAUUUGUCUAAGAAGUUGCCUAACUUAAAAAGGGUUGAUUUAUCCUACAAUUCUGAUUUACGCACUGUGCAUAUCAAGUCUUCUAGUUUAGAGAAACUAUACUUGACUAAUAAUACUAUUGAUAAGUUGAUCUUGGAAACUCCAAGGUUAAGACUGAUUGAUUUCCGGUUUGCGAAGUAUAAUGGUGAUGGAUUGGAGGAGAUAUGUAGGAGGCAUUCAAGGUUUACGUUCAGGAUAACUUACGAGCCUGAGAAUUCUUCCACAACAGCUGAUUAUCAAUGUACAGCUCUGGAGAAUAUUCCAGUGGUCAAAGCUUUAAAUUUUGAAGCCAUUAUUCAAGAAAAAGAAGUUAAAGCAGAAGUACAUCAAGAAGUAGAACUAGAAGCGGAAGUAGAAGUAGUAGAAAAAGAAGAAGAAGAUGUUAAAGUUGUCGGUUGUGAGUAUUCAACAUUGAGAGCUAAUAUUGGUGAUGUCGUUAUCAGUCUAGAUGGUUAUUAUAAGUUGAAUGUUAUAUUUGCAAGUUUAUGCAUGUGUGUUGUGGCGAUGUCUUUGAGUUUAUUAUGGUUGACUUUAAAAGUGCGUCGUAUUGUUUAUGCUGAAAAAGAUUCUACUAAAUUCCGGUUGGUUAGUGAUGGCACAGCGUAGUCGUACUGAUGAGUCCUCAUAGGACGAAACAGUAUUUACUGUCUGCGUCUGUUGGACCAUCACAAACUCGGAUAUUGAUUUUGUUUAAGUAUUGUAAAACAAAAAAUACAAAAAAAUGACUUAUUAUUAUGUUUUAUUAUAUUUUUCGAUACUUUGCAAAGUCCGGUAAUAAUCUAUGUCCUAGAAUAGAACUUAAUUAAUUUGAUUGUGACGAUAGGAAUUUAUGUUUGUUAUGAUUAAGGAGAUUAAUUGAGGUUUCAAGGUGUUUCUAGGUGCUGAAAAUAACGUAGAAUCCUAGAAUUACGACAAAAUGAUGAUUGUGAGUGAUGAUUAAAAGCGAUUAAAUCAUGGCUGGCCAAUCCCAGGCCCGCGGGCCACAAAGUGGCCCGCCAGGACAUUUGAAUUUGCCCGCCGCAAAACCCAAAGUUGGAACUUUUGUAUAUGUAUAAGAUUUUAUGUAUGAAUGGCCAUAGUCUGUGGCCCGGUGCCGCCGCAAUCUAAAAGAUUUUGCCCUCCAGGAAAAUCCAUUGGCCAGCCUUGGAUUAAAUAUAUCUAAAUAGGAAUUUUGUUUUGUUUGACUUAUUAUCAAUCAUUUUUCAUAAUAGUACUUAAUUAUAGAGUUAAGCUUUAUUAUAAUUGAUAAAUAGAUAACAUUUUUUGUUAAA
Molecule: messenger RNA, 2529 nt
Organism: Dalotia coriaria
Lineage: Eukaryota; Metazoa; Arthropoda; Insecta; Coleoptera; Staphylinidae
Exons: 2
Coding region: 119-1864 (581 amino acids)
Molecular function (GO): protein binding
Source: RefSeq, a predicted model, not a curated record